GGCUAAAACCCUAAUCUCCGUCGAGCUAAAUCCGACGAUGGCUCUUCUCCGGCGAUUCGUGAACGAAGCGAACAUUCCGGAUUUCUCCUUCAAUCGAUCUCGAGGCGUUCAUUCUCCACCGUUAAUCCCAAUCCAAUAGCUUCUCCUGGUCGUCGUACUUGCGUCGAAUUCGAUAACCUCAUCUACGAAGCCGGAAACUCUGGCGACUUCGAAGCCGUACGUCGUCUUCUCAACAGCCGCGUUGUUAACGCGUGUUUCAACACGACCGCAACAUUCAAAUUCCUAACAAACACAGACUCUUACUCUUCCUCCUUAGAAGAUCUCCGCCGCAUUUUACCUCAUACCGAUCCCGGUUAUACUCGGAAACACGCAUACGAAACUCUCAUCGCGCGACUCUGCAAACUCGGCCGGAUCGACGACGCUCUGGUCUUGAUCAACGAUAUGGCAAUCGGAAAAUUCGAACUCUCAACCUCCAUAUUUCAUCCGAUCUUGAACACACUCACGAAGAAGAACAGAAUCGAAGAAGCUUGGCGCGUGGUGGAAUUGAUGAGAUCUCACGCGAUUCCGGUGGACGUGACUUCAUACAAUUACUUUUUAACUUCGCAUUGUUACGACGGUGACGUGGCGGAGGCGAGCAAGGUGCUGAGGAAGAUGGAAGAGGAGAAGGAAGGGGUUAUGUCGCCGGACACGCGUACUUACGACGCGCUUGUGUUAGGCGCGUGCAAAUCAGGGAAAGUUGAAGCUGCGUUGGCGAUUCUGAGGAGGAUGGAGGAAGACGGGUUACCGGUAUUAUACGCCACGCAUGCGCACGUUAUUGGAGAGUUGGUGGAGAAUGGCUAUUAUGCGCCGUCUGUGGAAUUUGUGAUGGCGUACGCCGGAAAAGAUAAGAAAUUAGAUGAAGAGAAUUUGGGAAGUUUAGCUAGUAAGCUUAUUAAGAGGAAGAGGUUUAAAGAAGCUAAGUUGGUUUUGAAGGAGAUGAGUGUUAGAGGAUUGAGAAUGAAAAAUGCUUUACGUGAAUUUCAUGAUACUAAUAUGUUAAAAUCAUGAUUAUGAAUCUAUGAAUGUAUAAUAAGGUUUCGUGAUACAAAUGAAUCUGUUAUUGACUC
This is a messenger RNA of Arabidopsis arenosa, 1106 nucleotides long. The record is from the annotation of a GenBank genome assembly. NCBI's taxonomy places the organism in Eukaryota, Viridiplantae, Streptophyta, Magnoliopsida, Brassicales, Brassicaceae.